UAUCUCAGGACAAGACCAGGUCCAACACAGGAGCUCUAUCCCGUAUAACCCUGAAGACAUAAGGUACAGGAAGCUCGUGCCUGUAGACGAUCGGUUCACACCUCGUAUAAUCGCUCCUCCAGAAAGAACGGGCAAUGUUGCCGUGUGUUACCUACAGCCGGAUAAAGGACCCUGCAUGGGAUACUUCCCGAGGUUUUACUACGAUCGAGAAGCGCAAAGCUGCAAGACUUUCAUCUACGGCGGUUGUCAAGGCAACGAGAACAACUUCGCGAAGGAGGAAGAAUGUCUGGGGGCAUGUGGGGGUAUCUCUGUACAGCACGAGAUCCAACAGAGAAGCUCUAUCGUGGAUGCCCCUAUCUCUGAUAACCAAGAGCUACCGCGUAUCUGUUAUCAACCGAAGGACCCAGGACACUGCGAGGCCUACUUCGAGCGGUACUACUAUGACUCCGUCGAAGGUAUCUGCAAGAAAUUUAUCUAUGGCGGUUGUCAAGGAAACAGCAACAAUUUUAAGACGAUUGAGCAGUGCAACAUUACUUGCGGUGGCGAUUCGAGACACCUGACAUCUCUCUACUCGAAGGAGACCGAAGCUUCUGGUCAUGGUAAGCACUCCUUAGGCUCAGAAUUUACGAAAAGAGAAAAGGAAGCACGGACACACCUUAUAUCUUUUGACCGAAUGUCUCGGUGAGAAUGUGUUCGCUCACCGUAUCUUG
Molecule: messenger RNA, 710 nt
Organism: Ornithodoros turicata
Lineage: Eukaryota; Metazoa; Arthropoda; Arachnida; Ixodida; Argasidae
Product: actinia tenebrosa protease inhibitors-like
Exons: 6
Coding region: 176-685 (169 amino acids)
Molecular function (GO): serine-type endopeptidase inhibitor activity
Source: RefSeq, a predicted model, not a curated record